CGCAUCCUCCCUCCCUCCCCACCGCCUACUGCUGCAGCCUUUCUCCCUCCAUCCCUUCAUCCUCUCCCCCUCCCACCCUGCAUCGCGCCCCCUGCGUCUCUCCCUCCUGCAUCCCUCCCUCCUUCAUCCUUCCCUCCUGCAUCCCUCCCUCCUGCAUCCCUCCUCCUGCAUCCCUCCCUCCUCCCCUCCCUCCUUCCCUCCCUCUCCCGGCGCAGAGCCGCGGACAUGGCGCUCAGCAAUUUCCUCUUCGCUCAGUGCAUCUGCUACUUCCUGGCCUUCCUCUUCAGCUUCAUCGUGGUGGUGCCUCUCUCCGAGAAUGGCAACGACUUCCACGGCCGGUGCCUGCUCUUCACCGAGGGCAUGUGGCUCAACGCCAACCUGACAGUGGAGCGGCAGCGCUUCACCGUGCAGGAGUGGGGGCCCGAGGCCGCCUGCCGCUUCAGCAUCUUCACCGGGCUCCUCUCCCUGCUGCUGGCCACAGUGCAGGCCUGGAGGACCCUCUUCUUCCUCUGCAAAGGGCACGAGGACUCUUUCUUUUACGCCUUCCUGAAUCUGCUGAUCAGCGCCUUUGUGGUGUUCAUCACAUUUAUUGCUAGCACUAUAGUGAGUGUAGGAUUUAACAUGUGGUGUGAUGCAAUUACCGAGAAAGGAAGCAUGCCAAAUAGCUGUGAAGAAUUGCAGGAUAUAGAUCUUGAACUGAACUUGGAAAACUCUGCUUUCUAUGACCAGUUUGCUAUUGCACAGUUUGGUCUCUGGGCUGCCUGGCUGACUUGGCUGGCAAUUACCAUUCUGGCUUUCCUGAAGGUUUAUCACAACUACAGACAGGAGGACCUGCUAGAUAGCCUGAUCCAUGAGAAGGAGCUGUUGCUAGGAAGAUCCGCUUCACGAUCCUCUUUGCAAGAUGAGAAAAGUGGCAUGAUCUAAAGUGUAAGCAGAUUUCUAGGGCAGGAUCUAGAUUUUAUUAUUCAGUAGGGUAAGCUGAAGUUGAGUCAGGGUGUUGAGUGUGUGAGAUCUUUCCUGAAAAGAGAUGCACUUGUGAAUCACCCACUCCCUCCAUGAGAAUUUUUUGGUAGAAAUACUUGUAUUAGGAUACAGAGAAUGAACUGCCCCAUGUGCCUUUGGCACAGCAAACUUUCUGUCCUAUGCAGGCACAAUCUGUAACCUGCUCUUGCUAACAGAGUUUCUACAUGUCAUUACUGGCUUUUGGGACAGGGGCCAUUUUUGAGGACUGAGCUGGCAAGACCAGGCUACAGCAUUAAGGCUAUUUCUUCAAACAGCUCUUCUCUCUCUCUCCUCCCUUUUGCCAGUAAAGCUGCCCCUGUUCUCUCUUUAUUCUGGUAAUUGCAGUUCUGGUCUGGGUACAGACUCUUGCUGUCUCUGCUUUUGCUAUGUAUGGACACAGUGCUGACAAACAUGAUGCUCCUGCUCUGAUUCUGUUUUGAACAUAGAGACCUGUGUUCCAGACUUGAUAUUUAAUAUUGGACAGUGUUAAUGAAUUCCAUGAAACUGCUUUAGUAUUACAGUGUCUGUCAAAAACCUGUGUAUAAUUUGGAGGGAUGGUGUAGAACUUCUGUGGUUUUGUUUCUUCUUAGAUUUUGGCAUGACCAGCAUUUAUUAUGACUCCUGAAGUGAAGUGUAGCUAGCAAUUGCUGAAGCUUGCAUACUAAGAAAUUAAGCUGAAUAGGUAGUAUUAAUGCUUGUGCAUUUAUAAAUGUAACUUGGUUCCUAACUCUGUAUACUAUUCUUUUUUGAGUAUUAGAAUUUAUUUGUGAUAUUUAUUUCGUAAAGGGUAUGCAAAAUUACUGUAAGCAUUUGCAUUGUAGGUAUCUCUAUAUAUCUAUACACAUAGCAAGGAGUUCAAACAGCUAUUUUAUGAGUAGUUCAGUGCUGAAUUAAUCCAUUCUCCCCACUUAUGGGCAGGAGUUCCAGGGCAGAUGAAUUUUGCUGUGAAAUGGAAAAAGAAUUGUUAUUUGCACAAAGCUCACUAGUGACUGUGUAGUUGCUUUCAGUUUUGAUUGGCCAGUGCUCCAAUAAAUAAAGUGGAUGGUUGAUGGUUGAAAUGAGAGGUAGAUCCAAGAAUUAAGAAGAGUCACUCAGAGGAGUAUGAGAUUUGUAUGGCAGAGAAGUAAAGUUGUCCUAGAACUAAGCAUUUAUCCAAGUCAGCAGAAAACCAAACAGCUAAGUCUGGAUUGAAUAAGAUUUUUUUGGGAGUACACUGACACUGUCUGUGACAUCUGUGUUUGAGCUGAGACUGAAUUUAUUACAACAGAAGUGCAAAUCAUACACCAUUAUAGGACCUAGUAAAUUGGAAAGAGAGGAGAGAAGAUAGGCUUCUACCACAUCAGAGCACAAGCCUGGCGUUAGCACAACCAUGCAGAUUUACUGUUGUCUUCUGGGGACUCUGAUGCUUAGCUAAGCACCAUCUUAAGCAUUUGAUUGAAACAGAAUUUGAUGUCAAAACAAAUCCCUGAAUUAGUAAGCAUUUUAGGGCAUAAAAUCUGACAUUGUAUUUAACCGUCAAAAUGUUCUCAUAGGUUUAGAAAAAAAAAAAGCUCCAGAGGCUCUAAGGAGUGAGCCAGCCCUGUGAACAUCCCUUAUAGCCCCAGCUGGUCACAGCUCUAUGUAGAGAGGUCUUGUUUUUCAGCAUGAUUUCCACCCACAAGGGAAUGCAGUUCCUUUGAAAGCUUUACAGCGGUGGCUUUUUUGUAGUUGUGAAUUGACAUCAAAGGAGGAGUUCAUGAAGAGGGAAUCAGAGAUCAAGUUAGUUAACAGCAAUUUAAAAUUCAGGCAUCAGGAUUGUUGGAGUGCCUUUUUUAGUCAUUCGGUCUGAUAGACUGGAUAUUAGAAAAGAAUGUCUUCACUGAAGGGGUUGUCAAACGUUAGAACAGGCUGUCCAGGAAAGCUAUUGAGUCACCAUCCCUGGAGGUAUUUAAAAGACAUGUAAAUGUGGCACUUAGUGACAGCUUAUUGGUGGCCUUGGCAGUGCUGGAUUAGUGGUUGAAUUGGAUGAUUUUAGAGGUCUUUUCCAGCCUAAACAAUUCUAUGAUUCUAAUAAGGGACACACUCUUGGAAGCACCAAAGCCCAUUGCCAGGGAAUGACCCUCCUCUUCAUAUCCUAAAGAAGAGCUUGGAUCUUGAAAGUUAGUCUGUCUCCUAUGCUACCCCAGUUAUUUCUCCAGCUAGAGAGUCUCACUUUGAUUCAGCAGUGGUGUCUCUUCCCACAAAUUACUUCUGUGCAUGCCUUAAUCCUCAUGUGGAACCAUGCUGCUGUUUUGUAUAAUGUAUUUUAUGUACAUGCCAAACCAGACUUAGGCUGAAGUAACAUGUGGUUUGGUACCACUGCUCCUGGUCUAGUCUGAGGUUUUUAAGAACCAGGAGGCAGAAGACAGCGAGUGUCUCCUCAUCAUCCUUGCUCUGAGGUAGCAGGACUCAAGCCUUGUCUGGCUCUGAGGCAGAUGAUGUUGCUCGAAAGUGAGGUUGUCUGAAGCUCAUAGUCUCUUCUAUCUCUCCCAUCUGAAAGCCUUUUUCCUCCUUUCCAAUUCCAUGAGAAGCAGCUAACACUGGUCCUGGGAUUAGAGUUGCCAUGCAAACUGAAAAAAGCUGAGGCUGUUCUUUGAGUCCCUUGUGAAUCUCAGCCUGUUUUCCCCAGCUUUCUUCACUAGACCAGGUGAGGUGAGGCUGGCACCCAGUUUUCAAGAAUCAGUGAUGCUUAAAAGCAAAGCUAUUUUCGAUGGAAGCCCCUGCCUCAGUCAGAAGGCAGAACAUGUAGUGAGAAACUCUCUAGCUGACUCGAGGGGAGAAAGGGUAUCCUGCAACUCCCUGUAAUUGAACCCACUUGGGCUUUUUUAUUUGUACUUACUUUCCUGCAACCUCUUCUCCUAAAGCUUGGACACUCAGGCCAACUUGGUGAUGCCAGGCUGAAAAUGUGUUAAAGUUGUGAUAUAAUUUAUACACACAUACCUACAUACCUGUGCUCUUUCUCACACACUUCUCUCUGUUGUACAUUUCUGACCUGUGCUUUUAGUGAUCCAUUGCCAACCUGCACAGUGUGUGGCUGCAGUAGGAGUUUCUCUGAGUCGAAUGUUGCAUUUCUGUGAUAUUUCAAUACCUUCAAUUUGCCGUCUCCAGAAGCAGGCCUCUGGGAACACUCUAGCAAGAGCCGUGUUCAAAGAACUAGAACCCUGCAUGGUGCUUAUACUUGCAUUUCUUUAUUGUCACAUGGUGGAAAGGGAAAAAGCUUUGUGGCCUUUGCCCGUGCAGCCCCUCCUGCUGCUGUCCUUUGAAAAGAUGUGACCUGUUCUGGUGGAGAAUGUGCAGUGCAGCUGUUUAGUCACUGUGUUCCCUGUGAUGCCAAAACCACAGUCAAAAGGUCUUUAUUUUGGCCUGUGAAAAUUGCUAGUAACCCAGGGAGAGCUUCACGUCCUUGAAUACAGCUGGAUGCUGCUUUCUGAGGCACCAGGGUGUUGCCACACAAUUAUUCUGUUGUAUCAGAUAUAUUCCCUGGCUACCAUCUGUGGUUAAUUUCCCCACCAAUUCCCUGCCAGCAGUCCACAUUGGGCUAGAAAAAUCUAAGCUAACAAGUGUCAUAUGAGCUUUUAGAUCAAUGCUGUUUAUUACUAUUUUUAUAAUAGAGUAGCAACUGAAGCCAUUUUUUUGGAAACGAAUUUCCUCAUGAGGGCAUGAACACUCAUAACGUCUUAUCCUAGUAAUUCAUGAGGCAUCUCCCAGCUGGGAACUUUCAGUAGGAAUCACAAAAAUAAGAGCAUGAUGAUUUAUUGUAAAAACUGAAAGACAUGCUAUGGCAGCGAUUAUAUGGUCUCUUAAAAAAGGGGGUGUUAUAAUAACCAGUGAUGAUGGAUGACUUAGUGUACAGGCCUUCAAUUCAGUAUCAGGGAGUGGAUGUAUGUGUGUUAGUACAAUGUACACAGAUAAAUGCCAGAAAUAAUUCCACUGUUCUUCUGUGAUGUGCAUAUAGGUUCUUCUCUUAACUGGCAGCUUAGGCUGGAGUAGUUGUUAGGAGUCCUUAACUUUCUACACUUCAUUUUACUUACUUAGUACUGGGACUUGUGCAAUAAUACAUGGGUUAUGAUGCCUAGAAGUGGAUGCGACGUGAGCGGAAUAGGAAAGCACUGGCCAGUGCACAACACCCAAAGCGCUGAAAUGGGUUUCUAAGGAGGGUUUGCAGGUGUUUUAACUCCUCCUCUAUAUCUGGGUAAUGUCCUGAUGUUAGUCUGGGCUACCUGUUGGUCCAACCUCAUUUGUCAGCACCUCACACAGCUUAGUCCUUGGGCUGAUGGUUGGAGAACAUCUCUCAAAAAUGGGGGAUGUGCAUAGGAGUCUCUUCAGGCCGAUCUGGGUGCAGAACAUGGGGUCACCUUGCUGGGGAAGCGUGAGCCACAGGCCAUUGUGUGGGCUUUAUUUGGGAAAUGGGAUUUCUGCACAGCUUCAACAUUGAUCUAUGGUGGGUCUCAGAAAACACAAUAUCAAAUGAGCAAAUUUAAAAUGGAUGCCAGCUGCAAAAUACACACAAACCUGGCAUUGGGUGAAUGUGACUUUUCUAAUUUGCAUUCUCCAAAGCUCUCCCAAACAUAUUGCAUGUGAAAUCACUUUUACCAUUUAAAUUAUAACUCUAAGGAAAUCCAGAUAGUAAUUUAUACUGGCAACAUUUACAGUAAUUUAUGACACUAAUCUGGAUUCUGAGAAAACUUUUGUCUUUUCUUCUAUGUCAAUGGCCUGAGUGUGAAUAUCCUUGAGCUAAUGUGAAUCCUGCCUGUGUCUAGAUCCUAAAUUUGUGCCUCAAACCAUUUCCUUUGCUCAUGGAAAUAGCCCAUUUUUAUCUCAUUGGAAUGUUUGCUUUGGAGACCACAAAUGUCCUUUCCUUCUGCUCAUCAGUCUGGGAAGAGAGGAAGGUUUUACCUGCAGUGACAAAAUGCUCGUAUAGCUUCAUAAACACAGAAAUUAUUUUAGAACUAUUUCUGUUCAUGGUACUAAUGCCUUGAAGUGCAUGUUUUUAUUUUUGUCCUCCAUAAGAAAGAAGAAAACUAUCCUGAGUUGUAUUUAGGAUGAGAUACACACCUAGGUUUUUUUAAUAUUUGUGGUUUUUUUUGAAACGACAAAUUCCAAUCAGUAAUUUAUGAAGAUAACAACUGCAGAGAAGACAGCACUUUGAUGCUCUCCUGACAUAGAAGGGAGCUGCACUCUCGCAGAAAACUUAACAUUUGCUUCUGAGAGGUUAGUAUAGAAUUUACUUAAUAUAUUGCAAGGACUACUUAUUUCAGUGCAGGCACAUAAAGGAUACAGUCUUUCCAUUCUGUUGUUGGGAAGAGUAUUUACAUAGCAAUGCUUUCUCUUUUGUUUAUUUUGUCUGUGCCAAAGAGUGUAAUUGAACUGCUACUGCAAACAUAGAUUAACUUGAAUGUAUUCACCUGAGUGCUUCAACUUCUCUACCUCUCAUUGCUACUAUAACUGCUUGAACUGUUAUUGCACACAACAGUGAAAAGAACUGAAUCCAUAUGAGACUUUAAAUCCUAUUUCCAUAGAUAGCUGAAGGAUUUAGGAUUUAAUGUUUAUUAGCUUCCUGUCAGAUCCUCAUUCCCAAAAAAUGGGCAUAGGCACCCAAGAGGGGUGGUGUGAAUAGCCCUUGGCGUUGGUCAAAUAAUGAUUUUAUUUUGGUUUGUGAGUUUUUAAUUUUUUUUUUUUCACUGAAAUAAAAAGCCAACAACUGCGAUUUGUUAGACAUGAAAGGUUAUCCUGGAUCCCCCUCAAAUCCCCCUGUUGGAGCUCUUCUAUUUGGCUUGAAAUUCCUAAACAACGUUUUAGCCUUGUGGUUCUGGUGUUUAUCAAGGAGAUAAGGUACUUGGCAGCAAGAGCUGCUCACUGAAAUAGCUUGAAUUGUUUGUAUGUGGUGGAAACCCAAUGUGAGAAGUUUUUGUUCUCCCUUUCCACUUGACUGUGUUGUAAAGGGAGGGUUGAGACAACCUGCCAGGAGGUGAGAAUGAUGAUUUGUAAUUACUGUUGACAUCUUGGGUGAUUUCUCACACAAGUGAGUAAACAGUCCUGUGACAAAAGUACUCUUAAUCUCCUCCUUACUUUCCCCUUGUUUCCCCCAGAUUUGAACAAGUUUGACUCCAGUCUGUAUACAGUUCUGAAGGGUAUUUAUGAAUGUGAGAAAAAUUGCAGUCUCUGUGGCGAACUUUUAUCCGAAAGUAAGACAAACAGUCACGGAUUUUCCCUGGUUUUAUUCAGGCUCUCUGGGGACUGACAUUAAACCCUUCCCUUUAUUUAAGCCAGUCCUGAUUUGGGACUAGGUUACUCUGGGUGGUCUUCAAGGCUGUUGCCAGUAGUCUCUCAAGGAACCUGGUGGAGUCAGAUGAGUACUAUGUUAAACUACAGAUUUUAAGGCAAGGAAAUGUUUGAAAACUGUCUGUCAUGGUAUCACACAUAACACAGUCCAGAACUCUUCACCCCAUCCCUCCUGCAGCAGAGGGAAUUAUUUUUUCCAUGUUAACACUGUGAAAUGAAAUAAUUUGUGUCUGAAAUACAGCACAUCUUUCUGCAACACACUGCGUCCAGAUUGCAUCAGUUAACCACUUUCUGAGUUGUUGCAGCAGUUUUAACCAUCAUUUUAAAAAUAGUGUCCAGCAUUUGACUUCACAAGGUGCUGGCAGUGUUCUUAGUAAACCACAGUCUUUUAGAGUAGUGAGCAGUCCCUUUGCUAAAUGAUGCUGAGAAGCUCUGUACUGAACAGAAUCCUUCCAGGGGGAGGACCACUGCACUGGGGUCCCCAGCUGGUGCAGACUGACUGUAUCAGAGCAAUUCUGGUCAAGUAUUCUCUGAUUAAAACAGCCCAAGCUACACAACUGAGAAAUCAAUAUAUUGUGAUCUGAAGUACACUCCUGAGAAGUUUUUGAAGGUUAUAAACAAAACACGAUGAAAUGACAACAAAAAAGCCCGACAGUUCCACUGACAUCUCCUCCCCCUGGAUCCUUUAAUAUUCAAGAACAUUCCUGCAAACUUCACAGAGGGUUUUAUUGCUAUCAAGCUGAUUAGGCCUUAUUUCUCACAUCUCUCCCUACCAGGGACAAGGACAGCUGAGGCAUGCAGGACAGUAGCAUCAAUCCAAACAGCAACAGGUAGAGAGGAGAACCACUGGUGCGUUUCCUGUGAGGGAUUUUGGCUUUUAGGCUGUGACAUGAGGGAUCUGAGUGGCAGUGCCUGUGCUGGCAGCAUUGACAUCCAUUUCAGCCUUUGCUUGGCCUGCUCAGCCCCUACCUGCUCUUGUGGCUUCACAAACUGCAGAGCAUCCCCUUGAGGCACGUGCUAACCUAAAGUUAGCUUCUGGAGAGAGCCACCUGUGCAUGUAUCUGGUGUAAAGGUGCUGACAGUGUCACCUGAUUUGGAGGGGCUUCUUUGGAAAGCUCUUCUUUCCAUGUUGGCCCUUUGCCCUGUGUAGCUCAUGACUUGUGUGGGGAAGGAAACACUGUUCCCAAAUAGCUGUAGACUUGCCAUUUUAAAAAGUAGCUCAUUAGCACCCAUAGUUUUAGAAGUUUCAGGGUUUUUGUGUGGUACCACCUGCAAAGAUCUGAAGCAGAUGUUUCUUGCUUGUGAGUCAAUGCAGAGCCUGAAAGCAUUUCAGCCUCUGAAAUGUAUGUCCUGUGAUGUGUGUAUUCAUGAGCUACUGUCUCAUAGCCGAGUGGGAAAAAGCUUUCUAAGAGUCUAGAUGAGCUAUUUUGUUAUGCUGCCAAAGGGAUCCCUGAAUAAUGGGCAUUUGGGACAGAAAACUGAACGCUUUUUCAUGAUUUGUUUAACCACUGAAAGCAGCAGAGGGGCAGAUCCCUGGAUGGUGUCUAUAGAUUAGCCUGUAAGCAGCCAUGCCAGUCCACACAAACUGAGGGUAGAGCCUUGCCUGUUUUGAAUAUUCUCUCUCCUGAUUUGUAUGGUCUUUUGCAGUGUAAUGACUGCUGAUUUGGAGCUUUAAUUGCAUGUAUUUGACAAAACCAGAAAGGGAGUGAGGUUUAUUAUUGUUUUGAUACAGCCUCAAAAGGAAAAUUUUUACUAGCAUUUUAAUACAGCCCUUUGUAAACACGUAGCUGAGUCCAAUCCUUCUGCUAGUGGAGUCACUGACAGUUUCCUUUGGCUUUAGUAGGAGCUGGACUGGGUUCAGUGUAAGUGACACACUCUAGCAUUACUGAUAACGAGCUAAUGUGUUUUAUAUAUUGACGCUUUUUGCUGGACAGUGCAUUGGCUUUUUAUGAUUUGGUGAUAUAUAAAAAUAAAUUAUUUGAAAAUUCAA
Molecule: messenger RNA, 9292 nt
Organism: Pseudopipra pipra
Lineage: Eukaryota; Metazoa; Chordata; Aves; Passeriformes; Pipridae
Gene: TMEM179
Product: transmembrane protein 179
Exons: 4
Coding region: 226-924 (232 amino acids)
Source: RefSeq, a predicted model, not a curated record